UCACGAAAGCUCCAAAUGCCAAAUUCAGAGGAAUUCUCAACGCGGCAGUCCGGCCGCGCUGCUUCGCGUGGCGAGCAAAGUCCCCGCGCCGCUGAGGGAAGCUCGAGCCUCGGGCAUCGCACGAAGUCGCUUUCCUCGCAGUUUGGGGAAUGGAGCUGUGGUGACCUCGGCUCACUCACCGCCUCCUCCCCCGCGAUGUCACAACACGGCGAUUACAACGAGGAGGAGGAGCUGGUGACUCGGAGACCAGAGACAACAUCAAUCAAGUCUCAUUAUACAGUCUUCGUCACAACGGUUAUACACCUGGCCGCUGUCUGUCUCCUUCUCUGGGCGUCUCUGUCUCCGUUGGCCUCCGAGCUCCGAGUCAGUCGCUGGAUCGCGUUUGGGCGGAUCACUCUCUAUCUGAUCCACUCCGUCUCUGCGUGGAACGUCCAUUGCUCACUCAGCUGGGCUCGCGCGCAAGGGCACUUGAGAUGGGAGAGGAAGACACGGAGACACAGAGACACGGCCAUGAUGAUCUUCAACACAGGUAACGCUCUUCUGCUGACAAUCUGUGCAACGGAGAAGCAAGUAGAAGACCCGGAGACAUGGGGGGGAAUUGGAGGAGAGAGAUUUUGGCUCUGGAUGUGGGUCGGGAUUAUUUGUGCAGAAUUCCUCCUCCUUUCUCCGUGUCUCAUCGCAUAUGUGGUGCGAGUUGUCAGAUUCAACAAAUCGACCCCACAAUCCGACAUCAUCGAGAAAGAAACGGCGUCCUCCACAGCCAGCACCACCAAGUCUAUGGGUGUGAGGGAGCUCGUUGAGUACCAGGGUGAUGUCAUUGAGCACCUGGUGGCCCAGAAUCACUGCCUCAGCCAGAGGCUCCUCCUCCUCCACACCAAUCACUAGCGGCAAUGCACAGCCACAUGCAACGUUUUGGGCAAUGGAUCUACUUCGGGGCACAUUUACUCACCCACUCGGUCACUCAAUCACACCAUCUCGGUUACUCACCCACAAACCCACACACACUCAGUCACUCACACUCUCGCACAACUGCCAUUUGUCACUAAGUGGCGGUGACAUCACCACGGCUCUUGUGCCAGGCAAGUUGCACUUUGAGGCCAUGUAAACUGUCAAAGGCUUGCUGGCAGGAGGUCAAGGGACAGACCCAGGUGCCAUGGGGUGACUGACUGAGAUGACUGGCAGAUGUACCAACUGUGCCAACUUUGUGUUUUAGCCGUCUGGAACACACCCACUCCAGUCACUCACACACUCACCCACGCACAAGCCCUCAGUCAAUCACCCACACCUACUUGCCCAGUCUCUCACCAACACACCCACUCUUAAUAACAUAUAAUAGGCAAGGUUUUGGGCAAUGGCCCUUCAGGGCACAACCACAUACGGUAUUAUAUAUUUUCCCUUUGAGUGGGUGUGACUGAUUGGCUUUGUGAUUGGGUGAGUGAGUGACAGUGGCCGUGUGAGUAAGCGAGUGUGUGAGAUGGUGAGUGGUAGUGUAGCGGUUAGCGCGCUGCGAUACGAACCCGAUGACCCUAGCUCGAUUCCUGCUCAUGGCCAAGACCAGUGGCGAUUAUAUGAACUGGUCCUGGGCCUCCCUAAGGUCGCCUUAGCCUCAUGAGUACCUGGUGCAAUGUGUAAACAUUGCCAAUGGGGAGGCAAAGGCGGCCGGGCGUGGUGCUGGCCACCCACCCCCUCGUGUACCGUGCUGGCCUUCAUAGGUGGUGCUUGCUAACAGCACUUGCCCUAACUGUUAGGCUUUAUGUCGGUAUUUGUCUUUGUGUGACCCAUUACCCUAAAAUAUUAAUUAUUGAUAUCAAUAAAUAUUAAUGAUAAAUGUAUAUUGACAUUGAAUGCAGAGUAGAAUGGGAACCUGAAUUGAAUAUUGGUCAUUGCUGAGAACACAAAUUACUGAAAUAAAUAAAUAUUUAUCAUUACUGCAAUCCCUGAAUGUGAAUCAUGCUAUUGAAUCCUGAAAAUGUAUUGCUGAAAUCAAUGAAUAUUGACAUUGAUUCCUGAUUAAUUAUUACCGAGAUAACUGAAUGUUGAUCAUGAUAUUGAUUACUGACAAAUAUUGGUCACGGAUCAAUAUAUGAUGAUCAUGAUAUUGAUCACUAAGAAGAUGAAUCCGUGAGAUAAAUGAAACAAUGGGAGUGGUUGUGGCCCUGUGCCCAUGGAGAGCAGUGGUGUAGCAAACCGCGCUGCACCCGAGUUCGAUUCCUGCUCACGCCCAACACCAGUGGCGAUUAUCUGAACCAGGCCUGGGCCUCUCCUAGAUAGACUUUGCCACGAAUGAGUACCUGGUGCACUGCGUAAAGCAUCGUCACUAGGGAGACAAAGGUGGUCGGGUGUGGUGCUGGCCAUCCACCCCCUUGUGUACCGUGCUGGCCUUCAUGGGUGCUCGUUAACAGCACUUUCCCCAACAGUAUGUUGAGGCUAUAGGGGGCCCUUUGUUUUUCGUGCUCUGCUGUUUGAAAUGCACACUGUAGCAGUACUCUGCCGAGUGUUCACCGAGGUGGCGUGUGUUCACUGACAAGUGCUCACCGCUGUAUCAAGAGUUCACUGUGGUGUCAGGUGAAUGGUUAAUCAGCCAGGUAGAAACACUUUGUAUACAGUCAAAGCCAUGGUGCAAGACCUUCACUGCAUUGUUAGUGGCUCAGGCCUGUGCCGUUGGCUGUCGAUGGCCACGACUCGUUCCGUGCGUACAACCCGACUAUCAGGUGUGUGUGGAGGUGCGAGUUCGUGUAGAUGCUAGGGGUGUGUGUGGAGGUAGGGGUUUGUGUAGGGGCUACCCUACCUGGCCAAUAGCCCGAUUAAUGGAGUCCUGUUCUGAGAGUGCAUUCGGGUUUGCGAUGGAACUUUAGGUCCGUGCGGGUUUUGUAUUUUCAAGCAUGGGAUUUGUGUUUCUGGGGACGUGGCAUUGAUUGCCACAACCACACCUCCCAUAACUUGGUGAGAGCCGCAAUAAAUCGCUUUAACCCC
This is a messenger RNA of Lethenteron reissneri (Far Eastern brook lamprey), 2973 nucleotides long. RefSeq names its product transmembrane protein 192-like. NCBI's taxonomy places the organism in Eukaryota, Metazoa, Chordata, Hyperoartia, Petromyzontiformes, Petromyzontidae. The record is from RefSeq and is a predicted model, not a curated record. Gene Ontology annotation, cellular component: lysosomal membrane; late endosome.